CAAAAGUAUUGUCGCGAUUUAGGGUUCUUCAUUUGCAUCAUUUCUAUGGGGGGCACGGAGGCGUUUCCAAAUCUCGGCAAGCACUGCAGCCAUUCCUCGUGUGGGCAGCUCGAUUUCCUGCCCUUCAAAUGCGAUGCCUGCUCACAGGUGUUUUGCUUGGAUCAUCGAUCCUACACAGCUCACGAAUGCCCCAAGGCGGGCGCCAAGGACUCGACAGUGAUCGUUUGCCCCUUUUGUGCCUCGGGCGUCAAGACGGUGGCGGGCGAGGAUCCCAAUUCCACAAUCGAGAGACACCUCCAAACGUCUUGCGACCCAAGCAACUACGACCGCGUGAUGAAGAAACCAAAGUGCUCCGUGCGAGGAUGCAAAGAGGUUCUCACCUUCUCCAACAAGUUCCAUUGCAAGGUCUGUAGCAAGAACACCUGCAUGAAGCACAGGUUCCCGGCGGAUCACGCAUGCCAAGCUAUGAGCUCCAGUGUUGCCGGAAGGAAUGGUGGUGGUGGCGGUGACUUGGCUUCCAGGUUUUUGCAAGCUCUGUCGAUCAGGACAGGGAGUGAGUGUGGAACGAGCAGCAGCAACAGCCGCAGCAAGAGCUCCUCUUCAAAGUGGCCGAGAAUUUUCUAGUAGAGCCAAGAAAAAACUGUUGGGUAUAUUUGGAAUAUGUGUGAAUAUACUGGCCUAUUCUAUCAGAAAUUCAACUAGAUUAAUCUGGUGUUUAGAAUA
Messenger RNA from Selaginella moellendorffii, 723 nucleotides. RefSeq names its product zinc finger AN1 and C2H2 domain-containing stress-associated protein 16. Lineage: Eukaryota; Viridiplantae; Streptophyta; Lycopodiopsida; Selaginellales; Selaginellaceae. The annotation marks the transcript as partial. Gene Ontology annotation, molecular function: zinc ion binding. The record is from RefSeq and is a predicted model, not a curated record. The transcript has 2 exons. Gene Ontology annotation, cellular component: cytoplasm.